Molecule: messenger RNA, 1674 nt
Organism: Dreissena polymorpha
Lineage: Eukaryota; Metazoa; Mollusca; Bivalvia; Myida; Dreissenidae
Product: transmembrane protein 59-like
Exons: 6
Coding region: 39-1037 (332 amino acids)
Source: RefSeq, a predicted model, not a curated record
AAUUGGUCAUGUGACUUGCAAAUUCACAACUCAACAAAAUGGCGACUAAAUUGUUUUGUUUUGGGGCGAUUGUGUUUGUUUUGGUCCCAUCUACAGUCUGCGACGUGUUUGACAGUAUAUUAGAUGACGUCUCUUCGUGCAAACAAGCCUGCAAAAAUACAUUCACGCCUCAUACUUUCGAAAAGAGUGGCAGUGAGGAAUGCUGUAACCGGGGAUGUCGGCUCUUCUCAAUGGUGGAAUUCAUCUAUGAUGACUUGAACACCACCACUGAAGUCUGUAUCAGUUCCUGUCAGGAGGCCUACACAGUCAAAGAUGACUUUGAGGCCUGUAAACUGGGCUGCCAGAGUCAGAAGCCUUUUGCAAUAGAACACCUGCUCGCGGAUGACCCAUGGGAGCAGCACAUUCAUCUGGUGGACCCCUUCUCCUAUCUACACGGUGUGUACAGCAGCAUGUUCAACACGAUUGUGAGCCAGGCAACCGUCAGCUGGACCAUGUACAUGAGCAACAGUGACGGCACAGUCAUGGUUGUCAAGUCACCGUCCCAGUACAAGGUCAUGAGCAUGGGGCCAGGUGGUGUGGACACGUUGAAUGAUGAUGAAAUCACCGCCAGCUUCAUCGAGACAAACAUCAAGCCUCUGGACAACUCAGCGACCCCCUAUCUCAAAACACACUCCUAUGGUGCUCAGCGUAAUGAUGAUGACCUGAUUCAUCUCUCUGCCCGUGACAUUGAUGCCAGCAUUGGUCCCCAUGACGACCACAUGGACUGGUUGUCGUGCGUUGCCACGAAGACCGGGUUGCCAAGGUUACUGCUAAGCUGGCUGCUGUUGAUGUGUGCUAUCGUUAUGAUCUGGCUGUGUCUGUCUGCUGCCGUUACUGCGCCUGAACAGAAGGUGUACACUGAGCCUAAGAAACUGAGCAUAAAUGGGGAUCAAGAAGUCAUUGCAGAGAUGCUGGCCAAGGGAGUUAAACCAUGCUACCCACAAGUGAGGCCAGAGUUGUCUUUCCUGCCCAUUAAGAUCAGUGUCCACAGGAUCUAGUUGGAUGUUAGUUCAGGCUCAUUGAAAUAAAGUCCCAACACUCUCGUUAAAUGAAUUUCUCGCUGUUAAACAUAUCAGCACCAUGCAAGAGGUUGGAAAUGAUUUUAAUUUGAUUUGUGUCUGGCAAAAACAUGAAAUCCUUUUUAUUAAUUAUUCAACUCAUUACUAUAAAGCACAAUUGGUCAUUUAAUGGUAUGAUGUAUUCACUGUAUGGAAUGUAUGAAGCUUUUCGCAUUACCUAGUCACAUGUGGGAAUUUUUGUUUUCUUGAUAUUUUUUAGAAUUACCAUCAAUUCAUUGUGUAUCUUUUGAGUAGGUGUGAAAUUGUGGGUAUAUAAAGUUUUGAAUCUCUCUUAUUUUGUACAUAUGUCAAAUACAGAUUGAUUAAUAUUAAAAUUGUUUAAGAAGGUGUUUUUUUCGUAUUAUUUGUUAUGUAUUGCAUUGAAUUCUAUGUCAGGUGGGAAAUAAAUCUAUUACAACCAAUAGUUGAUAAUUUUAUAUCAUUGAAAAAGAAAUAAAAUGUAUAUUUUUUAUGUUAUUGUAUUUAUGUCACAAUAUAGGUUACAAGAUCAUACAUACACAUUUUGUGCUAUUGCCCACAUUCCAAUAAACAUGUGUAUUUUAGAGCAAUAUUCUAU